UUCUUCUGAUUGUUUUUAGCGCGUCAUGUAAGCUAUGAAAUAUUUUGGUGUAACAUGACUAACAUGAGUCUGACUGAAAUAUAGGCAUUGUUGUGAAAUGGAAGGCGACCACCAGAAUACUGACAAGAUAGUUGCUGAUUUCUCUCUGAAGGAGGGCGACUAUUGUAUCUUUGGAAACCGACUAGAUUUGAGGAUCCGGUCGGCUAAUGGUGGUCAAUACAUUGGAUCUGGUCACCCAAUCAACGCGCCUCAUCAGGGGGGUCAUGCAGGAGGCUAUACAUCCUCGGGAAAUGCUGGGGGACUUCCAGCGGGCGGUGUAAACUCAUCGGCUUCCUCUUCCUCCUCCUCUCUUGAACCCCUAAGACUGUCAUCUCAGAGCUACUACUUGGACGGAGACUUAUGCGAAAUGCUGGGCAUCAACUACAGCAUGGCGACGUAUUGGUACGCGUACAGGGGCGCGAACAGGAGUGUUGAACUGGACAUGCACAAGAUAGACAGACGCUUCUACCGGGGAUGUCCGCCCACCGCACAUGACCUGUGCGAUGUGUACCAAGUGGAGGACAAACCCAAUGGUGCCUCAGAAGUCUACCAUCUCAAUCUCGUAGGCUUCACACAUGGCCAAGUUCAAUUGACAGACUAUAGAGGAGGUCAGAAUAAUGGGAGGACAUUCAACGAGGAAAAGGCAUAUGAACAGAGCAAGGUCACUUGUGUCAAGUGGCUCCCAAACUCAGAGAAUGAGUUUGUGGUUGGACACUUGAGUGGUAACCUUUACCACUACUCGGCAGCUGAACCCAACCACAGCGGAGUGCCAGUCUUUGUGCCAGUGGCGCAGAAGGACACGUAUAUAGUGUACCAGUCAAGGGCAGCCGCAUCUACAACAUCCCAGAGUCAGGGCAAAGGCAGUCAAUCGCAGCUGCAGCAAAAUGGAGUGCCCUCAAGUGCAGUUCCUCGAAACCCACUGCACAAAUGGAUAGUGGGCCACGGGGCAGUCAACGAGGUCCAGUUCGCUCCUCACACCGCCAACAGACUCAACAGAACAGCCACUGCCACAACACUGAUGUUGGCGCUGGCAACUGCAGAUGGCUUCGUGCGCAUCUUUGACUUCCACGGGAGGGAGUUGAUUGGACAAAUGAAGAGCUACUUUGGGGCCAUGUUGUGUGUGGCCUGGAGUGGAGACGGCAUCUUGCUGGCGGCUGGGGCUGAAGACGAUUUAGUGCAUGUCUACUCCAUGCAAGAGAACAGGGUCAUCCUCAGAUGUCAAGGUCACAGGUCAUGGGUAUCAGCGGUGUCUUUUGACAGCCACUUUGUGCAGUCGAGAGCUCACGAGUCCAUGCUUCUCUCCCGGACCCUGUCUCAGUCGCACAGUGUACGGAGGCACAGCAGGAGUUACAGGCUGGGAUCCGUGUCUCAUGACACCCACUUAGCACUGUGGGAUAUAGAUGAAAGUCUUCUCUUGGCAGCAUCGAAAGAGAGAAAGUCACGAACCAGGUCGACUGGAACAUCAGUCUCGCGAUACAGCGAAAACAUGCCAUCUCCCAAAACGAGUGAAUCGCAACACCACCUGGGCAUGAGUAUGGUUAGCAGUAGCAAUAGCAAGUCAAUCCACUCUCAACAUUCAGAAUCGACUUCAAUGUCAACCAAUUUCUCAUGCACUCCAUCAGGUCCUUCUCAGAACUUGGCUCCUAAUACACACGCCACUGCAGCAGUUACCAGGUCCAACAGUCUGCCGGGCUCGAAGGUCAACAAAGUGAACAAUGCUGAUCCGAAGCAAGGUCAGGGGUCACCUUCGAAAGGCAAAGGAGAAGGUGCUGUGGUUGAUGUGAGUCACGUGGUACCAUUGUUGAAAGAGAAAGAGAAAAAGGACAAGACUACACCCCUAUCCAUGUUCAGGUCAUCAUCCUCUUCGUCUUCUUCAAACGCGUCUGGAGGAGGCAGUGGAUCUACUAAAUCGCAGAGCGGUAGUGGCAAGGGUGGCCUGCACCACAUCAACAGACAGAAAGUGAAGGUGGAGGAGGAGGCACAGCUGCUGUUUGCCACAGGCGCAUGUCCUCGCAACGGAACCAUACCCUCUCUAGAACCAUCCGUCUAUGCCAAGGCCUCCUUCGAAAGACUCACGGCUAUAGUAUUCAUGGCCAACUGUUUUGUGGUGGGUGGAAAAGAGGGAUUUGUCACAGUAUACGCCAGACCAGCAGUGUUUCACAGUCCAGUACAAUCCCCUAGGCACUCAGAAUCAGGUGACUAUCUUUCAUCAGUGCCGGAAUCAAACUCACAAUACCAACUAGCUCCUCCGCCUCCUCAGCAGAAGGCCCCAAGGUCAUACCAACAGCACCACCACCAACAACAACUCCAGCAAGCGCAGCAUCAUCACAAAUAUCAGCAGUCACAAGUAAAUGCCCGAGCUGCGCCCUUCUCCCCGGGACCGGGUGGCGACCCGGGAGUGGGACAACAGCAGCGUGCGGCGAUGAGUGCAGCGACUGCAGCCAGUCGCAUUCCGAGCAGCAACAGUGGUCACCAACUGUCUUCUAUUGGAGGUGCUGCCCACGUCAAGCAGCACAGUCGAGGCGAAUGAUUUGAUUUAUGAAUCUUCAAGUAUUUAUUAAUAUGGGAAACAAAAUAGAAAGUGGUAAUUUACAUACCUACAUGCAUCCCCUAUCACUGAUUACACUUGCGAUCAGCUUUAAAAAUGUUCCGACCACGUAUCCUAGCACUUCAGGUUCCAAUUUUCUUAACGUUUUUUUUUUGGU
Messenger RNA from Symsagittifera roscoffensis, 2744 nucleotides. RefSeq names its product WD repeat-containing protein 20-like. Lineage: Eukaryota; Metazoa; Xenacoelomorpha; Acoela; Convolutidae. Bases 98 to 2569 code for a protein of 823 amino acids. Gene Ontology annotation, molecular function: protein binding. The record is from RefSeq and is a predicted model, not a curated record. The transcript has 16 exons.